AACAACAGCAACAACAACAACACCAACAACACCACCAUCAACAACAGCAACAACAACACCACCUACAACAUCAACAGCACCACCUCCAACAACAACACCAACAACAACUCAAACAACACCAUCAACAGCAACAACAACACCACCACCAACAACAACAACUCCAACAACAACUCCAACAACAACAGCGACAACAACAACACCAUCGACAACAACAGCACCAACAACAACACCAAUAACACCACCGUCAACAACAACACCAACAACAACACCAUCAACAACAACAACGACAACAACACCAUCAACAACAACUAUAGCACC
Messenger RNA from Sebastes umbrosus (honeycomb rockfish), 318 nucleotides. RefSeq names its product GATA zinc finger domain-containing protein 4-like. Lineage: Eukaryota; Metazoa; Chordata; Actinopteri; Perciformes; Sebastidae. The annotation marks the transcript as partial. The record is from RefSeq and is a predicted model, not a curated record. The transcript has a single exon.